GGUUAUGGACUCCCCUUCUGACUGGAUUUGAUAAUGCCUCUUUGAUUUCCCGUUGCAAAUUGAUUACUAGUAUGCAUUUCUUACUGGUGUUGUUUUCUGCUUAAAUCCAUUUUGACAUUUCUUACGCAUCGGAUUCUGAGCGAAUGUCGGACCACGCACUAUGAAGAGUGAGCGGUUUGUCGACAAGCCAAAGCCACUGGAGACUUACAGUUAGCAUUAUACUAUGGAGCAGAUUGAUAAAAAAUCUGAAGUUCCUGCCAACGCGCAGGCGAAGCCUAAAUGGGUGCAGUCGGAUUUUCCAAAAACUGGGAAGCGAUCAGCGAAUUCGAAAAAUACGGUGCCGCGCUCUCGCAAUAGGCAAGAAGACGGUCCGAAGCGACAGCGUUGUAACGUCAACCGUCUCGGCGCACGUGUGCGUAUGCGUCCGCUGCGAAAACAAAAACUGCCACCCAUUGAAGAUCUGAAACUGAAAAAUACUACGGAAGGCACCUCCGACGUUGAGGACAUAGACCCAUCGGAAUGCGAAACCACUGCGACGCAGUACUACAGGCUGACUGCACAGGGAAGAUUGGGCAUCGACCACACUCCCAAAAAAUCGAAGAAGUACUGCAACGUUCUGGAACCGAAAGCCGAGAUAGAAGAGGAAAUUAUUGACAGGAAUCCGAAAAAGAAGACUGAUUGCGCCAAUGUUGCCGCCGAUCAGCAAAAUGCUGCACAUUCGCAUGACGGGCAACCACAGGAGGCUGCUGGUAUCUGUGCAGAAAUUCCUCUGGGACAGUAUAAAAAUGUGGAAUCGGAGAAAAAUUGUACUCAGCCAUAUGAUUAUGACGCAACUCCCGAUAAACCGGAAGCGGAAUCUCACCCUGUAAACCAACACGACCACGCCGUGGACGGAGAGGAAAACCGCACCGAGAAGGGUGCUGAUCAGGCAGAUGUGCCGGGAGUAGUAUUUUAUGGGCCUUUUCCUAAGAAUUUGUUGACCUGCACAUUAAACUCAGAUCUACCAACGAAACGAACGUUAAUGUCGCAUCGAAAAAGAGGACGAAGCGGAUCCAGUUGCGCUUCUGAUGGUGUUUUGGUUAUUCCUGCGACUCCUGACGCUGAGAUACCUGGGACGCCGGCAGCAGUCGCGCACACCUGCGACGACUUUGACCUUUCCGACGAUGAAAUGGAGGACGUGCCCUGCGUCUAUGGAAACAUGGUCAACGGUAUAUCAUUCUUGAAUAAUCCCGUGGCAGUGAGGCCAAAACGAACACCGUCACCGGUAAAUACUCCCGUGACAUUUUCGCAGCUGACUCAGAAUUCCUUGCAAGAUGCGGAGGAAUUAGAGCCCACCCAGGUGUUGCUCUUGGACGAAAACGGCGAUCCCAUUCCCCCGCCAGGUUUUUCUCAGGUGCCUGAGAUCCAGUCUACACCUCGGUCGGAGGUCAAAGACGCUGCUCCCGACUGCAUUAUUGAUCGCUGCUUCCGAUACAUGAAUUUUGAAACACCACUGAAGACGGCCCAGUUUGUCCUAGCUGAUGAUACGCCGGAAUCACAGUACCGCAACAGUUUUGACCGUGACGGAUUGCCCGACACCCAGGAAAGCUUGUUUGGAAGUUUCAGCGGGAGUUCCAGUGGGACUAGCGAUUAGAU
Molecule: messenger RNA, 1635 nt
Organism: Paramacrobiotus metropolitanus
Lineage: Eukaryota; Metazoa; Tardigrada; Eutardigrada; Parachela; Macrobiotidae
Exons: 4
Coding region: 224-1633 (469 amino acids)
Source: RefSeq, a predicted model, not a curated record